Xyrichtys novacula (pearly razorfish) is the source of this 39132-nucleotide messenger RNA. NCBI's taxonomy places the organism in Eukaryota, Metazoa, Chordata, Actinopteri, Labriformes, Labridae. The record is from the annotation of a GenBank genome assembly.
AUGUUCAAGAAUAAUUACCAGGUAAGCUCACCUAGCGAUGCAGUCCGACGCUUAAAAAUGCUUGCGAUACAUGUUAAAGCCUUUUUUUAAGCUACUGUAAGUCCGGUGAAACCAUGCAGGCUAAUACAGAGAACUAUAACGGUGUGUCUGGUAGGAUGGAAGAGCUGUGGAAAUCUUCAGUGCACAGGGAAAAGACCCUGUAGCUAAAUGGAAACUUAGCGGAGGACCUUCAGUCAUACAUAAGGUGAGUCUUUAGAGAGUUAAGCUUAUUUUUGAGGUGAUAAAACAAGUAGUCUACAAACAAAGUCAAAAUGACCUAAUCUUUCUGUAAAACUAUCACACUACUGCAUAAUUUAUCUGUCAUAUUCUUAUAUUUAUAGUCUGUUUAUAGCCUUCAUAUUUAUAACCAUAUGUAUAAUCUGUUCAUAGCCUGUACAUACUUAUUCACAUAUUCAUAACAAUGUUAUAUACCCGUGAUAUACUCAUGUAUAUAUCUCCUUCAUAACCUGUACAUUUGUAAAUAUAUUUAUACUUGUUAAGCACUUCUGGAUGGAUGCAAACUGCAUUUCGUUGCUCUGUACUUGUGACAUGUGCAAUGACAAUAAAGUUGAAUUCUAUUCUAUUCUAUUCUAUUCUAUUCUAUCACAGGGCAUGUAUCAAUAGACAGCUAUACCUGCCUAUCAUAACAAUAAACUAUGCACUCUCAUGUUCAUUAGCUAUUACACAGAUGUUUUACGUGCACAAACUUAUUUAAUCUUUGGAUUGCAUUACCUGAGAAUUCUUGCUUUAACAUGUUGACUUUACAUUUCAAAUUUUAACACAUUAAAAACAUUUGCAUCCAUCAAAAGCAGUGGCACCGAAGAAACAGGCAGCACAUUAUGAUGGUCCUACCUAUAAGGACUCUUUUUGUAUUAUGUCUUUCUUUAGGAGUAUGACAAAGAAGGCAAGGGAUUUGUGUACUGCCUGGAGGGAAGCAGCCAGACAGUCAAGAUGCAAAUGCCAGAAAAUGGGAAAACGUCUCGUAAGUCAUGAACGUAUUCUCAACUAUUUGUUAUUUCCACAUGUUCAGAGUAAUUUACUGUUUUGUUUUUAUCUUCACAGUGGGACUUCUCCAGAGAUUCUUGGUCCUUCAAGUGAAUAUUCCUCGCCUGAAAGACUUCUCAAUAGAGCUUGCGUAAGUUUCGGAGCAAGGAUUCUUAAUACACUCAUUAUAAUUUAGACAGUGCACGGCCACUUACUUGCUUACUAGCAUUUGAGAGUGUGCUCUGUUGUAGAUCACAAUAAAUCCGCACUUAUUCAAGAGCAUUUAUAACAGUUUUGUCAUGGUACGGUAUGGUAACCGUUAUCAUAUUUAGUAGAGUCAAUUAACAGUCAUGUUUAGAGUUAACAUCAUAAUGAAGAGUAGGAACAUAAUUACUGAUUUAAGGAGAAUCCCCCUCAGACCGCUGGAAAAAUAGCAAAAAAACAGCUUGUUUACAUCCAGGAGAGGAGCCCCCUGAGCCACCUGAAAAAAAAAUGCUUCAUAUAUGCAAGAACUGCUUAAAUAGCUAUUAAGAUGGAGAUAAUAUUGAACUGUUCGCUGCAAAGAUGGCUUUUAUCUUGCCAGUUGAGGUAAAUUGGACAAGGUUGUUUGCUAAAAAGGAUAAAACUUUCGAGAAACAUCACAAUUUAUGAUGAACGAGUGAGUAGUCAUUGUUUUUAUGAUUAAUAAACACAAUUUAUGCAAUCAAAAUCUUUAAAACUCUCUCACUCUACUCUCCUUACAAAUAAGAUUAACUCAGUUAUUCAUUAAAAGGUGCCACCAUCUGGAUUAUGAGAACCCAUUGGGGAAUUGGUAAAACAUUCAAGCAAUAAUCCAUUUUGUAUGACAAUUUUUCCUUUGACUAGCACAACAUCGUUUCAAGAGUCAAGAGAAAUUUCAAUGCCAUUGCUCUUCUGCCUCAUAUUAAAAAUUGAAUGAAAUCACCUUUUAUAAAAACCAUACAUCUCUGGCCUUGACUUCUCACUGACACUACUUACAUUUUGACUUCAUGUUCUGUUUCUGCUCCACUCAGUAUAACGGAUUCACAGCACCUGAAAAGGAGACUCCACUUGUCAACCGUGCACAAAGAGUUAUAUGCCACACCACUGCAUGCAAGGAUACCUCUUAAAGGAUUAGAGCGCAAUAUUGUGAGUACUCAACUCAUAUCUGGCGUAUUCUUUUGGUAUAUGUGCGUCAGUUGUGUGCUUCUUUUUAUCGAUGUCAAUGCCUUAUUGAGGGUACGUUUGAAAUAAUCCUUUUGCUUUUAUUUCAGUGGUCUUCUUUGUGCAUCGACCUUGUUUCAUUCUCCGAUGAACUGUUCAAAGGUUUUCUGUCUUUGGAUGGCAUUACUUUGUAUGCAACCUGUAAAGUCCGCAGGAUCCUCACAAUUAAACCAGAGCCCUCAGAAAUUUCACAUGACGGUAAUGAGAUUCUUCACACCUAAAAGAAAUAUUUUGAAACAUAGAUUUUACUAGCUUGCCUGUAAUUCUGUCAAUGACUUGUAAUUCAGGACAUUUCACAGCAGAUCGGCUUAUGUGUAUGGACAAGAAUUUGGCUGCAUUUUAUGAUAUUUAGUUUUUGUUGCAGUACUCACUACUACUGUCAAAACUGGCUCCCCGGUGCACAUCUUAUCUACUUGCCAGGAAAAAGCUCUGAAUUUUUAGAUUUUGUAUUUAAUCGAAAUGUAUUCUUUCCCAUUUGAUCUCAUAGCCUGAUAUCAAUAUGUUUUCAAUUAUGCUUUUACUCUAGGUACAUUCCUCAGUGAAGCCAGUUAUAUGGACUUGAUCACUCGUAGUUGCCACUUCCUACCAGGUGUCUGCCAUGUAAUUCAGGUGCUGAACAUGCAGAGUUUACAGAAGGCAGAUGUGAAACCUGAACUGUUGACCUCUGACUCUGGUAGGUAAGAGCAAAUUAGAGUACAUUUUUUCUUGUACAGAAUUAGAAAAAAAGUUAUGAGAGCUUAACAAAGUUAGUACUUUACAUAACUUUCCUAACGUCUCAUCGCGUCUUUGCAUUGACUUAACAUGUAAGUAAUUCGCACGAAUGAUUUUACUGGCGCUUGGUGUGUGGAGACAGUUCGACUUUCCCUGGCCUUUGGGGUCUGUCUUAAACUGGUUCAAUAAUCCAUUCCUCUGAAGACUGUUACAACCUGUUUUUUUAUCUUAUUUUUUAUUUAGUAUUUUAAAUGGAUGCUUAGUCAGCAGAAAUGGUGUAACAUCCUGCUGCUUUACCAGCCAGAUCACUGGUCGCAAAUACCUCAAGUGCAACAUGUCAGCGCACUAUCCAUAAUUAUAUAGAAUUGAUGAGUUGAACACAGACUCACUGCCUGACUCACUGAUGCACUUGUGGCUGAGUAGGAGAAACUCUGGCUGUAACAGCAUCAUUAUAUCCGUGGUUUUUUUUUUGAUAAGAUGCUAAAAGACCAAAUGUGACUGCAGUGCUCAAUUAGCCUCAUAUUUUUGUCCAUUGACAGGCUGUCUCUCAAAAGGCAAACACUCUCUCUGAAGAAUUUGUCCAGAGUCUCGGGGGGGCUAAUGAAAAAAAAAAUCCAAGACAAAAUAUCAGUCAUAAUCCACUGAUUAAAUGUUCAUUAUACCAAGAGAAGCAUCAAAAUGGUGUCACAAAGAGGAAUUGCUUUAUACCAAGAGACAGGGUUGAUAAUCGAUUUGUUUUCCCCCGUAUGAUAUUCCUGUGGUUCUCAUUUUUGUGUUCAUUUGCACCUCACCUGUUCUCAGUGAGCUGCAAUUAUCUUCUCAUAUAAAAAGACAUGCAUCAGUAAUCCAGUUCCGCCGCCUCUGUGGCCUUUUUUAUCAGCGCUUAUUUAUUUGUUCUGACAGCUGUCGAAGUCAUGUCGAGUCAACCAGCAAUGCCCAAAAGAAGAGAGCAGCAACCACACACAAGAAAUGGCUUUUCAUAAUUAGCAUCUGCAUUAUUAGCAUAACAUUCCUAAUCAUAAUUAAAACGAUUGCUAUUAAAGUAGGCAUACAAUUUCACUGUGACAAAGUUUCUCGGUGACUGUUGUGGCUCCAGUGCCCAAUCUGUCAGAAUCUGUUAAAAGUGAGACAGUAGUUUUUGUCACGCAACAACAAACAAACCUUCAUUAUCUAUUACACCAAAGAUGCUUUGUUUUUCUUAAGGUCAAAACAUUUUCACAUGUCAAAGUCACUUCUCAAAUCACGCUUUUAGACGAUCAACUAUCAUUUGAGUGUUGUAUGUUCCCUUUUACAUCCCCCAUUAUUUUGUAUGUACUUUUUCCUGGGCCAUACUCUGUGCUGUGUCUUGAUAAAUCGGAAGUGGAGCAUGCUUCUCUUCUCUUCUCUUCUCUUCUCUUCUCUUCUCUUCUCUUCUCUUCUCUUCUCUUCUCUUCUCUUCUCUUCUCUUCUCUUCUCUUCUCUUCUAUCAUUGUAAUAGUCCUAUGUGCUUUUUGAAACGGAAGUGCCUGCUCUGCUCUUUGCUCCGAUGAGGAUAAGGCAGAAAGUGUGUUUUGCUUUUAACAUCAAGGUUUGGUUGUCACAGGUUGUGGGCUCAUCCCUGCACCAACAACAGCCCCUAUGCAUACUGAUGUGAAACAGGAAGUUAGAAAUAUUGAUAGAUAUCACUCACUCUGGCACAGUCUAAUUGCAACCAAACAUUUUCCUUUUUACACUUUCAUCCACUGGACUCAGGCAACUUAAAAGUUUACAAGUGUCUGUGAUUUGUUUACUGAGACAAUUUAAGACCAUUUCUAAGACAAGAUUAGAGUCCUAAGGAAAGUAAAAUCUCACCAAGGGAUUUCUUUUUUCACAUCCAGAUAAAUCUGCAACGACCAAAGCACCCAAUACUCGAAGAACCAGGCCCCAGGGUGUCUCCAACUCAGCAUCAGCCUCCAGGGUUUCAGGGUCACCCUCACACUCUGGAAGAAAAAGCACUGCGACUUCAGACAGAACGGAAAAAAGUUUACACCCUAUCUCAAUCGCGGUACACACACAUGAAUCCUGUCAGAUCUCUCCAGCUUGAUUUGUACCAUAAGGUGGAGUUAUAAUGUUAUACAACAUUAGAAAAUGUUUCUGUUUCUCUGUGCCUCACAGGGAUCCUCCGUCAGUAGAGUGAAGCAGAAAGUUUCAGCGGAAAGCCAAAGCACAGCCGACCUGAGUGAGAAUUUAUCACACAGAGAACCAAGUUCACACAUCCUGCCCGAGGGUAAAUUUCAGUAAAAGUUCAUGGUGCAGUUUAAUCAAGUCUGCCUGGUUCCUCUACAUAAACAUGCCCUGGUUACUCAGAUAUUAGAUCAGUAAAUAGCUUUUUAUCACUUUUUGUAUUAUUCUUUUCUUUUUGUUUUUGAAGCUGGUUCUAUAGUGUGCAUCUAGCAUGAGGUGCACAAAAUUGCUCCUUGUAGUAAAUGGGUUUGCCUUGGCGACUGUGUACUUGUUGAAAAAAAGUGGAAGUAGCAGAAAAAAAGAGUCAUGGGUGAAGAACUAUAAAAGGAAUGGCUACAUUUACAGUACAGUGACGGCGAACAGGUGCAGAAGUAGAGCAGUUAUUGGGGAAAAAUGCAGCGUUUUUGUAAAUACAGUCAGCUGAAGGGAAGCAAACAAUAAGGACUAAGAAUAGAGUCCAGCAGAAAGGCAACUGCCGGUCAAAUAUUUCUUUUCACAGGAAAGAAAUGUGAAAUUUUUGGAUGUGCACAAAUGCUGCAAAAAGUAGUAGUUAAAAACUUUGCAUUUGGUGAGAUCAGUGCUGUGCAAUCAGAUUUAAUUUCUAAGCAAAUUCAGUUGAAAUCCACCAAGUUUUGACAUGUCUUGAAUUUGGAUUGAUUUACUUAAGUACUAUUGUUCACUCACAAUGGACAGCAAGAGUUAUCUGUAGAGUGAGUGUUCCCCUUAUAAUAAAGGCCACUCACAACCAUAUUGCUGGAGGUGCUAUGGAAGAUUGGAGGAUUCAGUUAUUAACUGUAACUAAGUGGCUCAAAAGUUAUUCAGCAGAUGAGGAGGAGCUAUGAUGUCAAUUUGAAGAUUAUGGUCCUCUCUGCAGCAGAGUCAUUAAACGACUCUAAAGCAGCCAAGAAUUAUGGCGCACAGAGUGUCUAAAAAUGACCUGCUCCACACCCAUGUGAAUAUGUUACUAAAAAGCAGAAAGAAAGGAUGCCCAUUACCAGACUGUUCAUCCGUUGAAUAGUUUCUAGGGUUAUUUUGAAAUUUUGUAGUUUUUAGAUGCUGAUGCUGUGAACAGUUCUUGAAUUUGAAUGCGCUCACAUCAUUUUGAAAAGAAUUCAGAAUACAAUUUUACACAAAAGGUGUCAAAAACAAAAUUUUACUUGCUUGUGUCUAAUGGGUUAUCAUUAUUUGAAAUUACAAUUAUUGUCUUAAAAACAGAACAAGAUUUGGUCUUUAAAAAAUCUCUAAAAAGGCUUAAAAAGGGUGGAGGUGAGAUUUUAACCCUCCUCCUGUCUUAGCUUUUACUACGCAUCAGUUUGACCCGUGUCUUAAAGCAGCUGUAAAUUACACUGAAAACAAUUCUCUAUCAUCCAAUUUGGUUCUCAUCUCUAGGUUACCUUGUUAGGCUUCAUUAUCCAUGAAAAUAUUGCUUGUAUUAUUUUUUGUUGUGGUCCUCUGGGCCUUUCUUUGUCAGUAUACCCCUCAUACAGAAAUCUUGACUGAACUGAUCUCACAUGUCUGGACAUGCCUGAUGUUGUUUUUUGUGCAGGGAAAAACAUGGCAAAAUGAGAAUUUCCUAAAUCUCACAUGAUUGAAAGAGGAUCUGACUGUCAGUGUGGUGCCUGACAGUACCCCUAUGAUUACAGUUUUUGCUCUGAUUAUUAGAUAUUAGUCUAACCAGGUCAACAGCAACCCUAACAUGACAAGUGCCAUAAUUUUAAUAAGAGCAUUUAAUAAUUUAGUCAACUAGUUUUUUUUUUAUUUUGUCGAAAUAGAGGUUCCUAACAAAGUCAAAAAGAUGCAAAAAUACAAAUUUAAGUGGUUCUUUUCAGCAUUUAAAAUAAAAAAUGGGCGGUGCAAAAAAGGGGUCAUUUCAUAUCCAGGCCAAUUGAGUAUAUAAUGGCAGAUCAGUGUUGUUUUAUGACCUGCAUUAUUUGGCUUGCUGGUUAGGCAUGUGUCAGGAUUUAAAAAAACGUGCCUGUGCAGGUGUUUCACUUUAAGCCUUCGUAGGUUUUGAUAUAAAGUUAAUUAGCACAGAAAUGGAAGGUCAAGAAGGAGGAAAAAAUGACAUUAAGGAGGACGAGGAGGAACGAGGAGCUACAAAAGCUAUUAAGUCUAGUUGAUUUUGACUUCCUCCCUGUAAUCCCCUUGAUGACAGUGAACAAUAUCUGCUCAGUACGUCUUCAUUCAAUAUAUAUACCAUAAAGAUCAGUCUCAUCAGUGUGAGACUCAAGUGUACUUCUUACUCUCGAUGUACACUCCUUCCAUUACAGCUCUUUUUAGCUCUAUAGUGCGCACAAUUAUCCUUCUGAGAGCUGUCCAUCUGUGAAAGCAUUACAUGAAUGAACAAACCUACAAAAAAAGAGCUCUUAUAGUCUCUCAAGCACCUAAUAGCAGCUUUUAUACCACUGGUAAUACACCGCCCUUUGAGCGUGACUGAAUGCAAAAAGGGAUGAUUAAAAAUUCCUUAAUUUAGCUGAAAAUAAUGUCGCUGGAUGUGUUUUCCCUGCGCUAAAUAAAUGUGAGAAUCUCAGCUUGUUAAAUGCUUUCAUUAAUAGGGAUCUUUGCGGUGCAUAAUCAGUAAGCUAAUACGCUUCUGGCAAUCUUGAAUAACUUUGUUGUUUAACUGUUUUGUGGCAUAAAGAUUUUUUUUACUACUUUGCGCAGGAACACCUGGCAGUCUGCAGCCACAUCCACCAAAAGAUAAAGUGUCUGACAAGAUGGGAUCCAAAAAGCUAUUAGUCAACAGUUCUGGAAAAGAGAAGCCAGCAAAAUCGAGUAAAGUGGACACACUGCGAGAUAAACUCUGAGAUUACAGCUUUGUGUUUGAUUUAAUGUGGUAAACGGUUUAAUUUUACCUCAAGAUGCCGUCGUACCAGGUGGCUGCAGAAAGAGAAGCAAAACAAGAGAGCUUUACCUCCCCCAAGAAAGCAGGCGGCAACCUCUGACCCCAACAGAAAAGCCGGAUGACCCCCCAGCAGGUGAGACUGAGCAGGACAGCAGGAAGAAGCAGCAGGUAGAUGUGAGCGCUUUCUGACUGAGCAAGGGAAUAAAAGGUCCAAAAAGACAGGAAGCAUUUGGCGAAAAAGAAAUAAUGAGUCUGAUGAGUGUUGUUGAUGUCUACUCUCUGCAUGCUUUGAUUUUUAACAAGUAGCUAUUUCAUACUUGUGAAAAACACCUAUUCUUAAUUCAUAAAUCAUAUCACUUCAAAAAUAGACCAUGAAUUUUAAUGAGCCUCAUUCUAUGCAGCAAACGCCAUGGCUUUUGUUCUCCUUUUAAAUUCUGCAUAACCCACACCAAGGCCAUUUUGCAGGAUUUUUGUAGAAGAGAAUCCUUACUCAAAAGCAAAAAAUCUUCCACAGACACACACCUACAGCUGCGCCGUCCCCACAAAAAUGAGAGCUCGUGCUUUGAAAGCUCAUUUAUGAUGUUUCUCCAUAGCAAUAAGUCCCUUUGCUGCAGUCCUGGCCACAGACGGAAAGUAGUCAGUUCAUUAAUGGUAAUGUGGCACAUUAAAUAAAAGUCAGAGGGACAUCAGAGGGGCCCGGGGUCUGCCACACAGUGGGCAAUUAGAGGAAGUGAUUAUACUGUCGAGAGGUUCAAAUGUGCUCGCUCAUUCAGAUAGAGGUGCAGCUUUCUUUGAGCUCAGACCUAUCGGAGAGUUUAAGGUUUCAGUCUUUUCCUUCAAGCACACAUGAAUGGAUUCAACUUUUCAUUCAAGAUGGAAAAGAAUCUGCCCACUGUGCUUUACCACAUGACAGAGGACAGGUAGCACCACUUUAGGAUCUUCUCUUCCAGCACAAGACCAAAUGACUGAUGCGAUGUGAAGGUAUAUUUGCUCGGAAAAUAGGGUUUCCAAACCAGUUAUCUCCUUUUAUGCCCCUGAGCCUGUGAUAGCCGUGGCUGGAGGCAUUAUGUUUGCAUUUUGUCCAUCUGCCUGUUUAUCCGUCCGUCUGUCCAUCCGUCUGUUCUAUUCUUGUCAACAUGAUUUCUCUGGCACACCUUGAGAGAACUUAUUGGACUCAGAGAUAAACAGAUUAGAAGUUUCAAAUCAAAUGUUGAGAUUCCUAUGAUGGCCUUUAAAAAAGUUUAGGAUCACAAAUGAAGAACUUUUAUGUUUAUUUCCGUUAAAUAGGCCAAAUUAGGAGGGUAAAGUUUCAGAAAAAACACUUUUGAUUCACCUUUCUUUUAUGCCAUAAAUCAGUAAAAAAGGUGAGAUUAGGACCAUAUUAGGACACUUUAAUAAAUGCUGUUUGACUUGAAGCCUUGUGAUUUUACAGAUUCUCUUUGUUACACAAUUUUAGGUAUUAUGGACCAUCCACAUAGUAAAGUUUGUUACAAAAUCCAUAUUCAAAACAUCAUGUUGUGCCACGGCAUCAUCUUCUGGGUUUUUAUUCCUCUUAAUGAAGUUACACAUCUGCAACUAGACAGGCUGGAGGAGUCAUAUAACCCCAGGGCGGCAAUUCUUGUUGAUGGAGAUCUUCCAUUUCGCGAGUGAUGAUCUUGCAGUAAACUGCUGUUGUUGCUUUUGAUGAUGCUGUUUAUGUUGUAAUGUUUUCAUAAAGGUGUCUUCAUAAAAGGUGUUAGCAAAGCAGAGCUAUUACCAAAACCCACAAAAAUGUCAGUGCAGGAGGAAUUAAUGGGGAUGUUUGGCAAGCUUUGGAACUAAUUAGGAAUUUGCAUAUUGUUAUUAUGAAUAAGGUUUAUGGGCUUAUAAUCAACUAAACCUGAAUGACAUCAGCCGCAUAGUCUCCAAGUUAAAAAAGGCUUUAUCUAGUUUCAUAAUGGCAUGCUAUAAAAGAGGAUUAGGGCCACAAGAAGAGGAAAAAAUUACAAGAGGGAGAUUUUUUAAAUUUUCAUUUCAAGAUUAAAGUCAAAAUUUCAAGAUUAAAGUUGAAAUUUAAAAUAGUCAAAAUUUACAAAAUCGUAAUUUCAACACCAGAAUCGUAAUUUCAAGAUUCAAAAAAUCUAAAUUGAGUGAAUAAAGUCGAAAUUUUGACUUUAAUCUUAAAAUUUAAAUUUUCUUAACCUCGAAAUUUCGACAUUAUUCACGACAUUUUGACAUUUUGUAGUCUUGAAAUUUCGACUUGUAUCUGAAAAUUUCAAUUUUAAUCUCAAAAUCCCACUUUUAUCUCAAAAUUUUAAUUUUUUAAUCUCAAAAUUUCAACAUUAUUUACGACAGUUGGACUAUUUGUAAUCUGGAAAUUUCAAUUUUAAUCUUGGAAUUUCAAUUUUUGAUCUUGAAAUUUCGAAUUUAAUCUCAAAAUUUUAGUUUUUUAAUCUGGAAAUUUCAACAUCAUUUAUGACAUUUCGACAAUUUGUAAUCUGGAAAUUUCGACUUUAAUCUAGAAAUUUCAAUUUUUGAUCUCAAAAUUACAAUUUUAUCGACAUAAUUCCAAUUUUAACCAUGAAAAUUUGACUUUUAUCUCGAAAUUUCAAUCUUUAAUCUCAAAAUUACGACUUUAUCGACAUAAUUCUGAUUUUUUAGUGACUUUAAUUCUGAAAUUUCCACUUUCAUCUCCUUCCUGUAAUUCCCUAUUUUUCUCUUCAUGUGACCCUAAUCCUCUUUCGUAGGAUGCCCAUCAUUGCUCUGGGUUUACAGCACUCUGAGCCUUAAAUUUUAUCCUAAAAAAUAUUCAUCUGUGUGUGUUCCACAUAAAGAUCUUAGGUUAACGCUGGUUUCUUUGUUUUUUGCUUUUAAUGUAGAUGAGGGUUGCAACAGUUCAGACAAGGAAAGUUUAGAAGCUGCUCCCACACCUGCAGAAUCUGUCUCCUGUACGGACCGGACCACUUUAUGUGCUGACCUGCAGGUCUGCAGCAGCUGGGAGAGUCAUGAGGAGUCUGAGCCUGAGCUCACUCUGCAAGAGGUGUUCACUUUCCAAUCGCAGCCACACUCACCCAGACGAGGGCGAGGCCAAGGUGAGCAGGAGAAGCGGGAGAUGGGGGAGAAGCAGGUUCAAAGUGGCAGGAGGAGGCGACAUGAAGCCCUACCUGAGGAUGACUUCAUUGGGAGUGAAAGUGAAGAGGUACGCCUGCUUUUAGAAACACUUGCAAACUGUAAUCCAUCCCAAGAUUUAUUUCUAGGGCGUGAUGAGCCAGCUGUUGUAGUAUAACAUGUUCUCUAUCACGCUUACAGAAACAGGUUUUAAAAGGAUGCUUCGGCACAUUUAAAGGAUAUCUUACACUCUGUCUUAUCUUAUUCAAACAGUUCACUUCCAUUGCCCCCAUGGUUUGAUUUAAUUCAGGCAGUUUGAAGCUCGGUUUGUGUUGAUUUAAUAUUUUAGCUUUAGAGCGCAGUACUUCUUACCAUACAUUCCUCUCUACUCAGUAUAUUUAAACUGUAAAGGUCACAGGGCUUGUUAUCGUCGGUUAAUUUCAUAAGGGCUCUGAAGCUUUUAACAAAGAAUGGAAUCUUUUCUUUUUGCUGAGCAGGGAAAUAAGCUUUUGAACCACAAGAAAAAUAUUACCAUCUUCAAAGAAAUGCUAAUUACUUUUACUUAUUCAAAACUUCAUAAUAAGACUCAUAAUUCAGACCUAAGAACUCAUUUUUAUUGUGCAACUGAUUAGUUAAGCUUUAAUAUUUUCUUUUGGUAUCACAGUAAUGUAUUCAGCGCACCGUGUUGAAGACAAAAUCCUCUUUGUAAGAAAGAAACGAAGAAAAACAUUUGCUGGUGCCGUAUCUUAAGUGCAUGUGGCAGACCGUGUAUAUUUUCCUUUUGUUGAUAUCUUCCUGUGUGAUGUGGGUGGGGUAUCGAAGAGAAUGUCAGACCGUUUUUGUGAAUUUCUACAUUGUAUGAACAAGUCAAGCAGGAGACAAACUGCCCUGAAACCGUAAAUGUCAGGUUUUGGUAUCAGCCUGUCUCAAUGCUGACUAUUUUCCAUCAACAAUGGCUGCAUGUUGCCAUGUCCAUGUAGAGAAAUAUAAAUCAAACCAGGAUAAUCUGUUUUGAAAAACUGCAUAUGAAUCAGCCUCUGUCUGAAAGAAAGUGAUUUUUCUAUUUGUGACCUUUGUAAACUGCAGGAAUAAUCUGUCUUUCUUAUCCAGGGUCCUUUUUAUCAUCUUUAGAUGAUGAUUACAUUCUGUUUUUAGAGAUCUGUAUUAUCCGCUGCUGAAUGUGAAAGUCAUUUUCAAUUUCCAUGGCUUUCAUUUUCAUUGUUUACAAGCCAAACAUAGUUUAUAAGGAAAGCACUGCAGGACAUUUGACAAGCAGAGUUCAAUGUACAGCCUUGACCCUGGCUGAAAAACCACAGGCGUGCUUCGGACAUUCAGUGAGGUUGCUAGUGAUGUUACUUUUUACAGUUUGUACCUUUAAGAGUCAACAGUCACAUUAUUAGCCCACUGAGCAAUAGACGGCUAUUAGACGUCUAGUUUUUUUUAAACCUAAUUUCAAACAUCCAGAUUCUGUAUAUUUUUAGGCGGAAUUUAGACAUUGCACUUUAACCCAUUAUUUGCAAAAACUGAUCUCCAAGUACUUAACCAAAAUAAUUAGAAGAAGAAGAAGAAGAAAUUUAUUGAUCCCCGAAGGGAAAUUCAAUUGUCUGUUGUCUCACAUAUGUCUAUAAAAGUUAUCUAUUAUUUACAUAAGAGUUAUAAAGUCUAAAGGCUGUUGGUACAAAAGAUCUUCUAAAUCUUUCUGUCCUGCAGCGAAGAGAGAGGAGCCGUCCACCACCAUUUGCCCUUUGGUCUAUCAAGGUGUUGUGAAGUGGGUGAUCCAUGUUCUUGAGAAUAGUCUCCACCUUCCUCAGUGUAGAUCUCUCCAUUACGAUAGCCGUUGAGCAAUAUACAGUGUAGUAAAGAUAUAGCCAAGAUUUAGUCUUGGUUUAAACUUGGUCUUAAAUUAGACGUCUAAAAAACCUUUAGUUUUAGACCUGUGGUAGCCUGAUUUUAGACCAGUCGUCUAGGCUACAUUUAGUAUUAAACCUCUUUUAGACCAAAAAACGCUCAGUGGGAGGUUAUCCAUCCGGAACAAAAAAUAUCCCAUAGCACUUACAUUAAAAAGCUGUGAUUGGAAGGAAAUGCAUCCAUAAAAAAAAUAAUUCAUAGUCUCUCAAGAUGAAAUAUCACUUGAAAUGUGUCUGACGGGGUGUUUGAAAGAUCACCUCUUCAAAUUAACACAUGAAAAUCAGAUACCACUACCACCUGGUAUGAAAUUGGUUUGAAAACACAUAUGUACUUUGGUUCUGCAGUGCCAUACACUCAAUGUAAUUCAACAAUCAGCACACAGGAACAUAUCUGUGUUUUGUGGCUUUCAUCCCUUAAUGUUUUUUGUGAGGCAGUUGUUCAAGAAAUCGUUUUUCUUCAGAGAAGUGAAUGAGAGAGCCAAAUCUGUAAUCAAAAAACAACAUAAGAACAAAAUCACUGCUCCCUUAGAUAUCCAUUAGAUCAGAAAUUGAAUAAGCAGAGCCAGUAGGAAAUGAGAUAAGAGAAAAUAAGAAGAACUUUAUUAAUCCUCGAGGCACAGACUUUGGCAACACAGAAAAUUGUCUUAAAUGUCCUGGUUACAUACUGUGGGAUUCCUGGAGUUGCUGACGUGUAUUGAAAGGGUUCAUGUUGACACACAUCAGUAAAAGACAGUGAUUUAGCUAUUCUCUGUUGAGAUUUUUCUCUCCAGAAGUGCUGUGCAGCCUUUUCAGAGGGUGGCUGUGAGUUUUUUUUCCAGCAGUCAAACAUGGAAACAAAUGCAAACGCCAUACAUUUUCCUCUCAUUGGUUUAAAUUCACUGAGCCUUGAUCUGAAGUAACACUCCUGAAAAGGCUCAGGAAGACUCACAGACACUCAUAAGUAGGUUUAAGAAAGGGCUUUUCAUUCGGUUUUAUGAAUAAAAACACAUUCACUUUUUUGAAACACAAGGAUAAAGUGUUUUUUUUUUUGGAAAGCAACACUCCUUUUGAACACUACUUUAUAAUUUGACAAGCAAACUUGACGGUACAGCUUCAACUUUUUUUGCUAUUUUUCCACAAAUGUUUGUCGGGCUGUUUGCCCAAGUUUAUUUGAAAGUGAGAACUAAAUUUUAUCCAAGUGAGAGAGAGUUCUAUGUCUUUCAGCCAUGAUUUGACAGGUGGAGAUUGUUUUUUGUUGUUGUUGUUGUUUUUAACUUUUCUUUGCCGUGAUAAGAGUGUAAGAUACUCAUCCCUGUUGGCAUUUGUUAGGCUGAGAAAGAGACUCUAAACAGCACUUUGGGGUUGCUCAGGUUUUGAUAUUGUAUGCAAAAUUUCUAGAAGUAUUCAGCGUGUACUUUUCCAUAGUGGGGAAAGCUCAGGACAAUGACAUAUAAAAGCUUCUUCAUUCUGAAAUUUGUCAGAGGGAGGAGAUACUAAAGAAAAAAAUGCUCAGUUUUGUUUUAGUGUAAUAAAGUCUGUAAAUAAUCUUGAAUUGAGGGGGGUCCCUAUUGGUUAAGUGUUCUAUAUAUUCUUAAGAGACCUCUAGCUCUGCCCCAAAGUGAAGGCUACUGAAUAUGAUAGCAGUUAAAACAUGUUGACCGGUAACUUUAAUUCCUUUUUCAAUUCCAAAUAAAACUCGGGGAGCAGUGUCGCACCCCUACGUCUGUGGACCGCCUCCCCAGCGCACUGCCUCCAUUUCUCACCGCCUGCCAUCCCCAGUGCAAUGCUCUAAACUUUAUGAUGGUUGGUACUCGUGACCGCCUUUGAGUGUUGUAAGUCAUUUAGUGUAAAAAGACAUGGCCACACCCUUUGACCUAAACACGUGAUUUUUUAUUAUGGUUUUUCUCUCAAAGUGUAUCUAACAGACUGGAAAAGAAAUAACAACAAAACUGUUAAUGGUUUGUUUUGGAGGAGGCCACUUGUGGGCACUUUCAAAAAGCCCUGUUUGUCUUUGACGCUUGAGGGGGCGCUGUUGCUAGACUAAGCCUCAUCGUGAAAAGUUGUACAUUAUUCUUAAAGUGGAGUAUUGUGGGUACCUCUGGUUGCAGUUUCAGCUCUCUAUUCAUAAAUCCCUGGGAGGAAAUACCUUUUGAAAAGAGCUUUAUCUCAAAAUCUCAAAAUGCAAUGUUCCAAACGAUACCGCCAACUUCUGGUUCGGCAUGGCCUAUGGGUCCAGGAGGCUUAAUCACUUCCUUUUUUUGUGUGAUAUAAAAAUAUGUAGUGAAAAGAAUCACUUGGGCAAAGCAAAGAAAGAUUUAGUCUAGGGCACCAUGUGUAAAUACAAACAGGAGGGUCAUCUGCAUAUUAUGACGCAAAGAAAGCAUGUUAGUAUGUGACUCUACAUGUUAUGGUGUUGCAUAAUGAAAAUCUGCUGCUACUUGAGUGUCACUUCUGUCAGUUCAGUGAUUCACUUCACCUCAGUUAAGACUGAAAUCUGCUAAGUGUCAAUUAACAUUAUAAAAUACAUGUCGGCGGAAAACGGCAUCAUUAAAUAAUUUUUCCAGGAAAGGGAAGAGCUUUGAUUAUUCGAUCAUGAGGGACAAAGGUUUCCCCUUUCAAGAAGAGGCUCAGGAGUUUUCAGAAGUUUUUAAUGUUUUUCAAAAAACGGCUCCUAAUAAGAGUGAGCCACAGAAAGAAAAUUUAGCACUUCCAAUUCCCAGGGGAGAAAAAGAAGCGUUUUUAAAGACUGUUUGGCAAGGUCUCAAAACAGCAGGUAGAUGAAGCAAAGUGCUUUAAUGAAUCCUCCAAAGCUCAGUAUUGAUAGCAUUGACUUUUGACUGUCUAGCCAAAUGGUUUCUGUCUGGUUGCAGCAUUUUCACAUAUUUUUCAAAGGGGGAUAAAAGUAUCAGUCAGAAAUGUUAUGACUACGAAACUUCAUGAUGCAGAAUUAGUUUGUUUCUCACCGGUGUUAAUUAAGAUGCAGUAAUAGUAACUGUAUCUGUUUAUUACAGAGAGUGUUAGUUAAGCCUCAAAAUAAAUCAGGAUCUUUUAAAGAGAAAAACGUCUGUGCUCAACUUUCCUGCUCUGACUUCUGACUGUGACACCUGGGCUGUUUUCUAAGAUUUUUGAUUAGUCCAGGUGCAAGUGCCCAUUUUGUCAAAUCUAUUAAAGAAACCUUGCAAGUUCCGUGAAAGCGAGCGAUAUCUACAUGAUUGAAACUAGUUUUAGAUAGAGCAGCCACAUCCUCACCUUUCAGUCAAGUUUAGGAACAUUUAUAAAAUGAAAGACUGAAUGGGCUGGCUCGAGGAGACAUGGUGCACAGUCAUUAUUAUUAUUAUCCAGGUUUCCACUGAAAGCAUGACCAGAAACUUCUUGGUAAGAGAUAAAAUAUUCAGUAGAGCUACCGGUGUAACGCUGACUGGUUGACCCUAACUAAACAUCGCAAAGAGCUCCUCACAGAUUAACAUGAUUUGAUGACAGAGCAGAGGUCGUCUGUCUUUUUCUAUGGCCUUCAAAAUACACGAAUUCAGAGAUCUACUGGCACACGGUGAAGUCAAAGCCUGUAAAAAUGGGUGAGGCGGGGGUAGAGAGGUCAUUGAACUUGAGUAGUGUGGAGGAGGGGGGAUGAGGAAAAACUGAACAGGGUUUAGGAAGGUGAAGAAAGUGAGUUCUCCAGGAAGCAGUUGGCAUGUGGGUGGACACUGAUUCCUCCUGUCAUUGGCAGAGGGAGCAGAUGGGGGACUCAGGGAGUAAAACAGAUUAGAGAUGAACAGUUUGAGGCAAGUUCCAUCUGGUCUAUAGAGAUGUAUUUGGCCCCAUAAAAAAGUUUAAAUUAUCAGUAUGGUACAUUUAGGGAGGGUGUAUGCAUCUCAUAACGCAGGGCUCUGGAAUCUGGCUGUCAUUCACAUCUUUAUCUUCCAGGGAAAGUGAUUCAUCUUAGACUUUGUGAGUCCCAGAGAUGACUCCUACUUUGACAGAAAGCAAGUUUUCUUAUUUCUUCAAGUCUUAGUGAUGGUUAAAUGUUUUGAGCCCAUGGGAAAGAGGUGUAACUGCAACACUGUUAACCUUCAUUUUAACCUCCUUCUGCUGAAACUAAGACUUGAGCACAGAAGUUCCCUGGAAAAAUGUAUAAGAAAGAGGAUGGAAAGUCACACAGAUAAUCAAGCCAGUCUGGGUCAAUACAGUAUAGCAGCACAGCAAAUAGCUUGAGUGGUACAUAUAUAGUAUAUAAGGCAUGCGUAACGUAAUCAGUGACUCGGAAAAGGAAAUUGAAUGGCCAGUCUUGGUGGUGCACAAAGUUUUCAAAGACUUCAACUCACCAUAUUCUUGUCUUUACUUGACGUAGGGACAAAUUACACCAGUAUUUACAAUCCAGAAAACUCAAGUCUGAAUAAUCAGUAGCUACUGUCUAUGUUUUCUGUACAAGGGAUUCUUUCUCCCAAGGCGUGACUGUAAUAAUCUAUACCCAUUGAGUCUGAUGGUUUGUCUUAUGUAGAUUAGUUGGAGGCUAUUUGACAUAAUAUAUGAUAUAAAGUAGUAAGUAAUGACUCCUUUGAGUUUUUUUAAAUUGCAAUGGCAUUAUUGAAUUUUGAAAGCAAGUUGAUAGUAAAAUCGACCAGUAGUUUACAUAUAGUUAUGAGCUACUUAAUAAUGUGUUACAACCAUAGACUGUAUAUACUAUAGGGAAACUUGGUUCUGCCAGUAUACCGAUUUGAGGCCAAAAAGCUCUUGGUAUAUAUUUUCUCCACUUCCUGAAACCAACAUUGCACAGUAGUGUUGUGCGUAUUUGGUGGGAGAGUCACCAAGAGUCGCUGUGAUGAUGCUCGGCUCGAACAGCGUAUUCCCUGGGUGAGCUACGCAAUCUUCGUACACCCAUAAGCUAUAGCAAUUGUCAACCAUAGAAAACAUGAACCCCCUAAUAACUUUUUAAAAUGGAGCUGCACAGAAAAAAGAGGACUUGAGUACAAACCAGUCUUACGGUAACUACAUGUCAACAUCGCAACCAGGGGGGAGAAAAUUUUUAUUUUGUGUGAUACAUUUCUAAAGUUUGUCCACAGCUCCAUAGGGAUUGCUGGAGGAGGUGGGAUUUAUGACCUAUACUGCAGCCCGUCACUAGAGGGUGCUGUUCUCGGGGUGGCGUCACCCAGUGAGGAGGCAGACUCUGUCCAUUCUAUAUACAGGCUGUGGUUACAACCCUGGUCCCCAUAUAAACAGGGACCUUUGUUCAUACUGUCUAAAAAAAAAAUAUGUGAUUUAAUCUGAGCAUAGAGUAAGCAGCACAGGAUCGACAGUGUUAAAAGUGAGUAAAAUAAAUGUCUUGUGAUGACAGACAGAAAACAUUUUUUUUUCUAAAUAUUAGCCUUUUUUAACCAUUUAAGUUAUAUGCUGUAAUUACGAAGAUGUCUUUUACAAUACAACACAAGAAUUUUAUUGAUCCCUAAAGGGAAACUCAUGAACAUUUGCUUGACAAAGAGGCAUUGUAACUAGAUUUGUGAAUUGUGAAUGAUAAAUGUUCAAAUCAAUGAGUCUUUAUUCCUGUCAGACUUAAGCUGCUAUUAGAUUUAAGCCUCUUCUUCUAGUCGUACAGUGUGUACAACCAUGAUUUUAAUACUUCAUUGAGGUUCACUGAUGCUCCUGGCUUUAUCUGACUAUCUGCCGUAGAUUACCACCCUGUUUUAUUUUCAUAUUGAUAUCUUGCCCUCUGAUACAAGUUGGUCUGAUUUCAAUUUAUUUAUUUCAUUUAUUGCUCAUUUCUUAACACAGACCAACGUCAUCUUUCAAGGUGUUGCAUCAGGUCCAUGCAAUUCUUUGAGCUAACAUUUGUUCUCCAACCCUGAGAAAUAUUAAAGCCAAACAAAACAGUGUGAUUUUCAGUAGAUGAAGUAUUUAGAAAUAUUGAAGAAACAAUUGUUUUGCUAUUGUGGUGACUGAAAGUACGCAGUGUUGUGAUAAAAUCUCAGGAUUUAAUGCUGCAAAAUCAGUGGAUUGCUGCUUGCCCUUAGCACUCAGUUGGCACAGUGGCUGAUACACACACAGCAAAGCCUCAUUCUGACAGCCACACAGAUAUAAAUCCUUUCAAUAAUACAUGUAAGUUAUUGUUGAUUCACUUGCACUCACUAAAAUGAUAACCCUCUGGAAGAAAGGAGAAAACAAAUAACAUAUGGAGCAGAUGAGCUUGAGACCCUGAGGGGCUUAUGAUGACCUUUCACCCUUAAAACAGCUCAGAGAUGAAAGGAAACACCUCAAAAAAAGACACAACAGACACAAAAGAAAAAAACAGUCUUUGGUUCAAAGAGAAGAUACAAUAAUUGUACUCAUGAGAAACAAUAUCUCCUUUUUGGACGUUAAAAAUGUAGUUUUCCAUUAUUUGCAUUUCACGGUUGUGAUCUUGGGUUUUUAUGAGAUUAAUGGAAAGACUAUAGGCAGUGCAGUAUCUUAACAUACAUGAGCAUGACACCAGUUUUCAACACAUUUUUAGCUUUUUGUUAUCUAAUGCAAAAUAUUUAACUUUUGCAUUAGAUACUUUAGCAAUGAGACACUUUUAGCUCACUAUAAUUCUUAGAAGUAAGCAAUUUAUUGACGGCUCUGCUAUUUUUAACCAAUAUUUCUGCGUCAUGCCGUCCAUUAUCUAGGGAUGGGAAUCGAAAACCGUUUUUUGUUGAGAACCAGUUCCCAAUGAUUAAUUCCAUCGAUAUCGUUUACAUUUUAUCUUAAUGAUUUCCUUAACGAUUCCUUUCUUCAGGGUGACUUCUUCACGAGAGCGAGAACAGAGACUUUGAGGAAUAAAACAUGGCGGAUGGUACGAAAAGUAGGCAGAAACGAUCUAAAGCGUGGUUUCAAUUUACUAAUAAAGACGACAACAGUGUGACGUUCAACAUUUGUCGAGUCGUAUUAUGUAUUUGACUUAAUACCAACCGAAGUAAAUGCUGUACAAAUAGUUUGCCGUUUAAUUAUUUUUAGACUCACUGAAGGUUCCAUACAUCUUUCUCUGUUAUCAGAGACUCAUAAUCAAAAUUUGAGUUAAUAGUGAAAACCUGUAGUCUACUUUUUUUUUAAAUCAAAGAAAGGCAUUGGUAAGGGAAUCGCUAAAGAAUUGAAUCAAUAAGAAGAAUCGAUAAUGGCAUCGAUAUCGAUAAAAUCUUAUCAAUUCCCCUAUUAUUAUCUGUUCAUUUGCUCAUAAUUUAAGUCAAAGCAGCUGGCAUGUUAAUGCAAAGAGAUGCCAUGUUAACACUGUUAUUAUUUAGGAUCUAAAAUGGUGACACAAUAACACAAGAUGGUGAAAGCUUCUCUUCAUAAUACGCCGCAGUCUAUCAUCAUGACAGCACUCGAGCUUCUUACCCUGAAGCCCGACGUCAGAGGAAAACGGCCGCUGAGUGAAUAAAGCAAAUUACUUUCAACUGUGACCCAGUCUGGCUUCAUAAAGAUAAUUCACUAAGUGCAUAACACUGUCAAAUGUUCCGUCAGCAUCAUUGUGCCGUGUCCACACACUCAAUUUACUCAAACAACUUCAAGCCCUCCCCAGUUUUCCUGAUUGUCUAACUUGUGUUUCUCCACCAGCCUGGGUUUAUGUAUGUACAUACUCUACUUGGUCAUUUGGUUUAGCUGUUUUUGGAGACAGAAGUGUUUUUUGCUGCAGGAUCUUUUUUGAAAAGUUUCCACGCUUGUUUUUUUCUUUUUUCUUCCCUCUGAAACUGGGUCACAAUUUGAAUCUACUGUUGUGAAUCCAGCUGCCGUCCUCAGCGAAGGAGCCAGUUACAAACUUUUUCAGAAUCACGUAUCUUUCAAGCCUACAGGGAUGAGUGUUUGAUAUUCAAAACUUUGGUUUUCAGCUGAGUAUUCCUUUAAUGUUGAAAAGAAGCAUGCACUGUGUCUCUGUUCACUGUGUGUUAUAUAACCUGAUUGGUAGGCGACAACUUUUGAACCACAUCACUGGGUGUUAACUUAAAAAUCUAAAGGUGAGAAACAUUGGCAGACUGAAAGUGGAUGCUUUUAGUCUUUUUUGAUAUGAGGUUAAUUUGAAGCUAAACCAGCCGUGCCUAUUCAAUCCCUCUGACUGUUUGCCAUCUCAUUAUCGCGGUGUGUUUAACAGACAUCUAUCAAAAGGGUAGACAUGCAACAUCAAAGUUGUCAAGCUAACGUUGGAAACACUAAAUGUAGGUCAUGACUAAUAAUCCAUUUUGUGGUGUUUACUAUAAUAAAUUCAAUAGAUGUUUUUUUUUUUUUUUUUAAGGAUAACACCUACACAACAUACCAUCUUCAAAGAACUGCCGCUGAGUCCGGCCCCUCUACUCCCAGAACCUCGGAUGCGCAACUUGAAGUCCAUUCUGAAUCACAUAACACGGACCAAGAACCACAAAAAGAGCUCAGUUCACCUGCUACCAGGACACAGUCUGCGCUCCGAGGGAGAGCUGAACCUGCUGGGAUGGUGCCCACACGGUGCCUUUCACCCAGCAGACAGGAACAGAAGUGUCACCCACAGGGAUCAGAGGUAGUGAGCCAGGUUUUGGUUGGUAACAGCAGUGUAUCGCUUUCACAGAGACCUCUGCAGGAAGUCAAACUGGAGGACUCUACACAGCCAAAGGUAAUUAUAAACCUACAAUUUUAACAAAAAAAAACCCUGCUCUUAUCCAGGUAUUAAUGUAACUUUAACACAAGUGUAAUAAUGACUUUUUAUCCUGAAGUUCCACCUCAUUAUUGUCUGAAUAGCUGCUUUAUUAGCCAUCACCCCUAAUUACCUCCACUGUGAGAUGCCCAUGUUUGAUGUCAUGAAAGAAAUUGCCAAUUUGGAUAACCUCUCACUGUGUCAACAUUCACAGAGCAAACAAGCUCAUUAUUUAUCACACAGUUAAACUCAUCUACAAAAAAAUAAGCCUGACAUACCAAUGGAAACCUCCUAUGUUUGCAAUGGCAAACUGGAUUUAUUGAUUUACAUCUUUUUGAUUUAAACAUAAUCAUCAUUUAAAAGAAGCAUGUCAAGAAAUGUUUUUUUAAAGACCCACUCCGAUGAAAAUCAUGUUGUUCUUGUUUUUUAAAUGUUCAUAUGGCAUUUUUUCUGAUGCUACAGGACAUAUCAUGAGAAAACUAAGUGGGAAAUUGCUUUUCUGAGUAUUUCUUCAUUCAAAUCUCCGGCAGACACAAACAGCAGUUCCAGAAACAGAGAGAGUUCAUACAUAACUAAUCCAAGCUCCGCCUCCAGACCCUCGCUUUGCAGGCCACACUCUGAGGAGAAAUACAGAGGAAUUUUGCGAAAAAGUGUGUGCAUUAGCGGAUUGCAAUGCUCGUAAGAAAGCUAAUUAUGAUUUUAGCUUUCAUCGUGUCCUAAAAGACAUUUGUGUCCGAGAGCUGAAUAGCUCCUAUGUUACCCGCCACUUCUGCUGCACAGGCAGUGUUACCAGCAAUUUCCACCUCAUCCAGAACGGCUACGAAAGACUGUAUCCGCCAAUCAUAGCUGAUCGUAACCAUUCAAGUUAAUGUCAGGAGAUGGUAAUAAGGAGAUGCUGAUUUUAGAAGUCUAGAAGUAGAUUUCCUCCUCUGGAAGGACACACUCUACUGCUUAUAAGGUUAGCCUUUGUGGCUAAAGACAACUUGUUAUCGCGUGAUUGCACGUGAAUCCGCGAGUUCUUGUGAGUUCUUGCGAUUCCUGCUAUUUGUAAUCCAACACGAAAUUUGCCUCACAAACGGUUCCAGUAGGAAUUGACGCCAUUCCGGAUCGGAGCCUUUCCGGAUGCGGUGGAAAUCCCAGGUGAGGCUACAAGCUGAAAUGAUGACGAUUGUGCUGAGCAGCGCUGUCCCCGCCCACAACUCAGAGGCGAAUUGCUAAUGAUGUAUUGGAGCUCUGCAGAAGGAAAGCCCUUGAAAAGGACACAGGUAACAUGAUUUUUGGUAAAAAAUUUCAUAAUCACAAUUGAAAGACCACUGAGAACACUUUCAGUAGUAAAAAUAAAAUGAUCGGAGUGGGACUUUAAAGAUGCAAAGCUCACAAGAACUUUAUUUCCUUUGAGUUCUGUAAGUUUCAAAUCCUUGUGAAAAGAGAUCCCAACUAAAGCAUGGAGGACAUUAUCAUUAAUUAAUCAAAUAACUGUGUAGAAUGAAAGAAGAUGCUUGAAGUCUCAAAAUCAAGGAGAAUUGACUUUGCUGCUCUCUCUGCACAGAUUUUAUUUAAGCAAAUGCUUUCCUUUUAUAUCCUCAAAAUGUGAUUCAUAGUCUGAGCCUUAGCCUUUCAAAGAUCCCCGUGGACAACUGUUUCCAUCAAAAAUGCUUUGAUACAUCCACUUUACACUGCCUGCCCAGCGUGAAGCAUCAUACAGACAAUAUUAUCAUGAGGCUACAGAGAAAAGCUGCAAAUUCAUAGUAGUAACCAACACCAAAGAUUUUGAUAUUUUCUUGACAGGAGUUACUGGAGAUCACAGAAAAGUUAAAAAAGUAAGUUCUUGUGAAUUUCUCCCUCCAGAGCUGAUUAAUGCUUCUUGGUUGAAUGGGCAUAAAUUUGAUUAAAUUUCACAAGAAACUGUUUACAGUCACUGUCGUUGCCAGAGUCUUCAGUCGAUUGGCUCGGCUCAGUGAUUCAUAGUCACUUUUAUUUCCUCUUUUAGCUGAGGGUGUCCAGGGUGGAUUUAGAUGGCUUUGUCGCUUAUUAAAAGCUCUGACUGUAUUCUGUCUGAAUAAUUCCGUUUUCCCAAUAGUCAAGUGUGGUCACUGCUGAACGUUUAUGGUGCUGUGCUGAAAACAGAUCAAACUACGGGUCUGCUACAAAUUGAGGUAGGACCGCUGCUCCAGUUGAAAAGAUCCAGGAUCAGAGAAUAGUCAAACUGGAGCGAUCACAAGGCCCUGAAGGGAGAUCUGUCACUUGGCUGUUGCUUUUCUGCAUUUACACCACUCGCUGCUGGGACGUAUCCCAGCAUCCUUGAUCAGUGUAGCUCUAGACUGCUGAUUUGUGCCAACUCCAGAAGGCGGCAUGCAGUGAAGGCUUUGACUGAAAGGUUGUCAGAGGAAUAUGACAAGGAGUUUGUUUCGCUCCCUGCAGUCCUGGUUUAUUGACUGCCAUUGAUCCAACACCAGGGCAACACCAGGCUUGUCACAAAUCAAGUUGGCAUGGUACUCUGUUGGAUUAAUAGAUGCGCUUUUAAAAGACAUUUCCUCAGAGUGUCAAAACAUUGAUUUAAGUCCAGCACCUCCUUGGGCAUUGUCUUGGACUACUUGUCUUCUGUUUUAGCGCAAAGUUUGUCCAAAAACCAACCCACAUUAUUAGGUGCUUUGGUUUGUGUGCUUUGGACUUGUUUCCAAAAAUAUCUCCUCUUUUAUUGUCAAAGGAAGAAGAAGAAGAAGACCACACAAUGAACUGUGUUAAUCCCAGCAAUCACAGCCUGCACCUAUUUAGCAGUUUGCAGGUUCACGGGGAAGACGACGAUGAGGAGCUCCGAAUGCUGGCGAGUCUGAAAAGGCAGCAGGAGGAAGAUGAAUUCAGAGCCUCGGGCCUCAGCGCAACUCAGAUCCACCGAUGCAAUGUCAGCAUCAGCAUGAGCAGUGACAACACUUCAACCUGGACUCACAUCUCCACGGUGUGCACUAUCACACUCUGCUGCUCUUGAUCUUGAUCUUUUUAUUCUUUGCCAAAAAAAGCAACACUCGUGUGCAGCUCAUCCACUAUUUGCAAUCAUUAGCAGGUUGUCCUCUUUCAAUCUCCCUCCUGGAAUAAUGUUUUUGACCCUGGCUGAUCCUCACGCUUGCUAAUUUCCAUUUCAAGCCCCCGAUGUAUGCCACCAUAAAGUGCUAAUGCACCUCUUUCUGCUGUAUGUUUUCUGCAUUAAAAAAGAUUAUGGAGAUGGAAACACAUUAAUUGGCCUCUUACAGCUUUUAAAAGUACACUGGAAUAAUAUCUCCAGUGACUUCCACCAGUGACUGAAAUUAUUUAGGUCAUCUCAAGUUAUCCCCACAAGUCUUUUAAGAAUUCAAAGAUGGUGUAGUUUGCUCUGGGCUAUUGAAGGUCACUUAGAUCUUUGGUCCAUUAGCAUAAGCACAUUGCACUUAGGAAGAGGGAACACUGCUCUUACUGGCCCUACUGGGUCCACUGUAGGAUCCCUUGAGAAUACAAUCAUUACUGAUGGUCCAGAUCUGGGCCUGUUAGCAUUUCUGUGCACCCAGGUAGCCAUUAAUAUAUGGAGACUCAAGCAGAACACGUUGAAAGAGGCAUUACCAUGGGGAUUAUCAUCGCAUGGUUCCCUUUUUUGAGGACACGGGGAUGAGUCCACUAAUAAAAACAUGUAGCUUUAGACCUUGCAGUAGGUACAGUUUUCCCACAGGGACAGGAUGAGAUUUACAUCUGACUUGAUCUAACCCUGAAGUGAUGUUUUCAGAUUCAGCUGCAGUGCUUUACAAGUCUAAAUACAUAUGGCAACAGCACCACCAUCAGCAUAUUAAGAAAUGCUUACAGAUGAAGACAGGAAGGCCGAUAAAGAAAGUCACAGCAAACCACGCCACACAUUUCCAAUUUUAGCGUUUAUAUCUGAUGUUAGAAGAGGCACCGAUGAGCGUCUGGGAAAGAUAAAAGAAGAGAGGGUUUGGGGAUCUAGAAGUAGUCACUGUCUGGGGCUGGGACUCCUCCACUAGAACAGACAAACCCUGUCUUUUCCCUGGAUGCUGUGAGUCACGUGGCCCUGCUGUUGCCUUCCGUGCUGCGUCUGCUUCUGUCUGUGCCGCUGCAGCAGCUGUACCAGCCCAGACAUAACUUCCAUCCCCAGACGAUUGUGCGCUAUGCUUGGGUUAUUAAGCUUGAACACAAAAGAAUCACCUUGCAGUUUGUAAGAUUGCGUGAAUCAAGAUUUAAGACACCUCAAUAUGUGGUUUUGAAGGAAGUUACUGCUCUGUCUUUGGGCGUACAGCUGUAAUCUGAACUGUCAUGUCAGAGUGUUAUUUUUCCUGUCCAACAUGAUGUCUGAGCACAGCUACAGAUGACAAAGAGAUGAAAUAAAACACCCAAAAAUGAAAACUCCAACCAAAACUGGGUAAAAAAAAAAUGCUCAUCCUUUUUUUGCCCUGAAAAAGAUUUUUUGAUCCAUUAAAGUGACUUGUGUUGGUUAGAGCAGCUGCAAUUAUAAUGUUUUAACAGUACUGAAUGUUAGUCAGAUUUUAUUUGAAUUUUUUUUUUUAAUGAUUAAUAUUUUAUUGGAUUUUUUAAUAUCGUACAUCGCAGGUAUAUAUGUGGCAAAUGUUGUACAUAUUGUAAACAUUGACUUGUAGACAGAAAGUAAACAAAUAACUAUAUUAUAAAAUGCUUUCAAUCCAGGAAAAAGAGAAAGAAAAAUACCCACGUGAUAGCAGGGAUGACAAAAAAGAAAAAAGAAAAGGGUAAUACAAAAACAAUCUAACAAAAGAUAAAAUAGAACAGCACGACUGUAAAAUACAUAGACUGUUUAUACUAUGGAUAACUUGGUUCCGUCUCCUGCCAGUAUAUGAAUUUGAAGCCAAAAAGCGCUUAAGUAUAUCCGCGAUUUUUCUUCAUAUAACUACAUGCCAACAUCACAACCAGGGGGGAGAAAAACUUAUGUUCUGUGUAAUAAAUUUCUAAAGUUUGUCUAAAGCCCCAUAAGCUUUGCUGGGGGAGGCGGGAUUUAUGACCUACACUGCAGCCCGGCACCAGAGGGUGCUGUUCUCGGGGUGGCUUCACCCAGCAAGGAGGCAGAUGCUGUCCAUUUGAUAUAUACAGUCUAUGGUAAAUUACAAAAAAAAAAAACAAAAAAAAAAAACAUGUAAUUUAAAUAUGUAUAUUUUUUUAAAAGGAAAGAAAAUAAAGAAAAACAAAAACAAACAAAAAUAACAUAGCAUGUUAUACGCUCAGCGAUGCUGGGUGGGCUGUCGUGUUCUGAUUGGUUGUCAUAUCUCCAAUACAGGUUCUUUCAUACUAAACAGGUAUCGUUCCCAUUUCAAAUUAAAGCUCUCCACCUGAAAUUUAUAACUGACACUAUCUGUGUGACAGACUAAAUAAACUGGAAAGCUUAAUAAUGUUUCAGUUAAACACCAUGAUUUGAAACGUUCCUUCUAACUAAGAGGGUACUUUGAUGGAAUAUUUGGCUUAUGAUAUAAAGAUAGUCUGACAGUUUCUCUGCUGUUUGAAAAUCUGUCUCAAGUGAGCGCACCAGAAGCUUGUAUUGUAGAUAAUAAUACACUCCAAUCGGCUAUAACAUUAAAGCCACCGGCCUAUUAUGUGUCCACUUCCCUCUCGUCAGGUCAGGGCUAGUUUUGUGUGUACGUGUGUGUUUGUGUGUGUGUGUGUGUAAGAGGGGGUGUUAAAGCUCAAAUCGCUCACUGACCUUCGUGCUGGUUCACCACUUUCCCGUCCUCCAGCCACUUUUGUUAGAUACUGACCGCCACAAACCAGGGACACCUCACGAAAUUUUUGGGAGGGAAGCUCUGACCCAGUAUUUUAGCCACAAUAUGGCCCUUGUCAAAACAAUCACAUCCUUACACUUGCCCAUUUUUACUGCUUCCAACACAUCAGUUUCCAGGACAACAUGCAGCUGCACACUGCUGGUGCCAUUGUAACUAACAAUGUUAGACACAUCACCUGUUAUAAUGUUGUAGCUGUUUGGUUUCCAGUACUUUUGUUUCACAUGGUGAGGGUAAUUUUAUCUGUAAAAGCACAGAGUUCAUCAUUCAUUUGUGGUGAAUGUGGUAUUUCCUCUUUGUUUUUAGGGGGUGACCAUUUCACACUCAAAGACUACAAAAUUCAGUUUAGCAUGAGUAUUCUCCCUCCUGUACAUUUUAGAGAAACAAAAUCACUGUCUUUCGAUUUUGUUAUUUCUACAUCAGUACAUAAAGAAAGCCCACAUUGUCUUCUCGCAUAUCCUGAACAAUUCAUGUCAGUCAGCAAUGAUGUCUUGAUUUUUUUCUGGCAACAUAAAGAGCAUGUAGCUACGGAGGUAGAAGCUGAAGAAAAAAAUCCAUUGGUAUGAGCUGAUCGACCAGCUAUCACCUGGGAAUGCCUGGAUGAAUAAGACAGAACGAUGGGUGUUAAAAAGUAAUAAUCUGGCAGAAGUUCUGCUUUGUUGAACAUCACUGCCAAACAGGUCUGUGCAGCCCAGAAACACUGUAAAGCAUAGUGUUGCAGCCAAAUGAUUUGAACUGAAGAGGUUUUUUGUCUUCAUAACAGAGGAGCAGGCUAAGGGCCAGAAAUGAUAGAUACAUGUAGGAGGUUUGAGGUUUUUUGAUGGCUGUAGUAUCAUAAUAAGAUGAUGAGCAGUUGGUUUGGCAUGAGUAAACUUCAGUUGCAGCUAAAUGUCUUAGCGUGUUUUAAAGAGAUUUGUACGGUGGCCGAGAACUGCCAUUGCUGCAAAUAAAAAUAAAAUUUAAAAAAAAGAAGUCACAACAGAAGAUACCGAUGCAAAAAAAGAAACCAAAGCCUGCUGCAAAUAAAAAAGAAACAGAGCAGAUUUGAAAAAAGCCACAACGGAAGUUAAAGAUGAAAAAAAAAAAUGGCGAUGGAGAAAAAAAAAAGUUACUGUGAAAAUAAAAGGAUGUAAAUAAAAAAAGCCACAACGGAAGUGAGCUGCCGGGGACCAAUAAUGAUAAUGCACCGGUGUUUUGGCCUGAGUCGAUAUGAAGUUGAACUGGAGGAUGUCAGUGUGGUGUUACCUUCAGUUCAACUUCAUAUCCACUCAGGUGCAACAUGGUCUAACCAAAUGACACAUUGAAAAGCACAGGUAGCGAAAUUAAACAAUAACCUUUCCACUAAUUUCUUUGCUCUUCUUCUCGCCAACUUCUUCUGUGCCUAGAUCGUAAAACACCAGUGCAUUAUUAUUAAUUUUACAUUAUCAUUGUUUGUCCCCAGCAGCUCACUUCCACUGUGGCUUUUUUUAUUUACAUUCUUUUAUUUUCGCAGUAAGUAACAUAUAUAUAUAUAUAUUUUUUUUGUUGUUGUUGUUUUUGCAUCGGCACGUUUUUUUGCAUCGUUAACUUCCAUUGUGUUUUUUUUUUUUUUUUUGCAUUCUUUUUUAUCUGCUGCAGUGGCGGUUCUCGGCCACCGUAGCUUUGUACUUCUUUUACAUCCUAGCACUCUCUUUGAUUCAUCGAUGUUUAAGCAUCCACUAGGAUUAAUAUUACAGGUACAAUGCAGAGAUUUUUCAGCUUCUUCUCACAGGUUACUCAUUAGCUGCAGCACGUGUUACCUGUAGAAUUCCUCAGGGUACAAUUUUAGGUCCCUGCUUUUUUUAUGCAAGGCACUGGAGCACAUAGAUAACUAAUAUUUGCUUAAGUAAUGCACGGAUUUAGCUUUCCACAUGUAUGCAUUUUCAUCAGUGUCAAGCGGCGUAAUAGCCUUUAAGCAGGCUCUCGACUUAAAUAGCCUCCUGAGACCCGAAUGUGGUCUUUAGCUGUGACAAGAUGGAGAGGGUAACAUACUUGUGUGUCUCGCUGCUGAGUACUUAUACAUAUUGAAAGUGAAGCCAUUCUGAUCUCUCAGCUGAAAGUCUCAUACUCAAAGACCAUGAAGAAUUUAACUACAAGUUUAAAAAAAAAAAAAAGCAAUACCACAUUUAAAUCCAAGCCCCGAGCUUUUGUAACCUCAAACCGUAGAAGUACAUCUAAAUUUCUGAUGGAUUUCUCUUGAUAUGUUAACCCCUUUGUUGCUCACCCAGAUUUCUCGCGCUUUUGUGUUUUCCUCUCGUUUUUACCAGAUAGGCAGAGAUCUUUUUGUUCUGACCUUAUCAACAUAAGUAUUUCCAUUUUCAUAGAUAGAAGCCUUAAGGACCUUUUGCGGUUGUGUUGAAUUUUUUUUUUUUAUGAACGUUCCUAGUCCAACUCAAGCUUUCUGAGCGAAGCUGUUGAUUUUCAAUGAGGCUUUGUAUGUCAAGUUGAUGUUCUGAUUGUUGCCUCUGUGUGAAAGAAAUGUUGCUCUCCAACCAGAGCAAAUCUUGAAGGGAGGACAUCAAUCAAUUAACUGUAUUAUGAUUAGUUGACUUUCCUGUUGACAUUCAUCCAUUCAAAGAUAAACACACAUAUAAUAGGAUUAAAAAUGCUCAUUAUAUGGCUAAAUUGGUCAAAACCCUGUUGCCAUGGUUAUCAAUUCUCAACAGCCAAAGCUAUACAAAAACAAGCUUCUCAUCAUGUCAAAUCAAUCCAUGUUAAGUUCUGGCACAUUUUACCGAACCUCAUCGCUCCUCGCAGUUUUACUUGUCCAUGCAGGAGUGGAGGAGAGAGAGAAGACAAUAUCCGUCAAUCCCAUUCAGAGCCUGCAGGUGGUCGCUGGGUCGGUGGAAAGCCUUCAAAAUUGAGCACAGCACUUAAGCAUGGCAGCAGUGAAUCACAAAGCAGAGGCAGGAACUGGAAAUCUUGAGAUUUGGAGGAAAUGUUUGUUAUGUGAUUGUUACAGUGAGUGUGAAAUCGGCGAAGCUUGAAUUGCCUGACCGAGCUAGCUCACAGCCUGCCCUCCAUUCUCCAUCUCAGGCUGACCAUAAGAGUUGAGAAAUAAUGUCAGCUACCUGGAGCCGUCUGAGGAGCAUCUGGGCUCCAACCAUCUCUGAUAGGGAAAGAAAGAGGAGCAGAAUCCUGUGCUGUGAUUUAGGCAAUGCUUACUUUAACAGAAGGUGGCAGAGAUAGUGGCAGCACUCUUAGAAAUUGAGACAUUUUCCUCAUCUAUGAUUACAGGUGUACUAAUUGCAAAGCUCUGAGAAGAAAGAGAACUGAAUGUACAAAGAUUAUAUCCUGCUGGAGUCUUGUUCACUCUGUCUACUUUUACCUUUCAUUUUCUUGCUCACCCCCAGCCAGGGGUCUGACCGGCACUAUUUCUCUUCCUCUAUACAUAUUAUAACCCAUAUAAGUCCAUUUGUCCCAGUUAGUACCCUAUGUUACAAUAGCAAUUACAUCCAACUUGCAAAAACUGCCCCUUGACGCAAAAUGUGCCAUUUUCACAAUCGUGGCAAAAUGGUCUGUGACAGUUUAUCCGUCGAGACAUUCACAUUUCCUGUUGAAAGACAACCAUCAUUUGUCAAGCAAUGGAGCUUAAAAACAGCGUGAUAGAGAGCACAAUGCCCUUCAUUACACAGCUACUUUGAAUGAAAUGAGUCAUUUUAAAUUUAGAGACUACUAAUAUACUUCAGACUGAAGGAACAGUUAAUGUAUAUUUUAUUCUUCUACAUAACUAAGUGGUCUGAAAAAUGUAAAUAACUAAUACUUGAGUUAUAAGUAUGCUAUCAUUUUGACACAGUUUUUUUCUUUUUUUCCCCUUAUAGCCGGCUAAUCAGGGUCACCAUUAUCAGAAGGAGAUGAACCCUCUCCUGCAGUCAAACCCCAGGUAAGCAGGCAUUAUCACCGAUAAUUAUAAGCAUAUUCUGACAUUGAAAAAUAACAUACAGAUCAAGGAAAGGUUGAGAUGCUACACAUUUAGCAGAAAGGUCAGAUCUUUUUAUGGCCAGAGAAACUUACAAAUGCGAACUCAUCUUAAUAACAUUUUUCAGGGGUCUCAUCAGCAGGCAGGGGAAAAAAAACAUAGACUGUAUAUACUAUGGACGACUUGGUUCCACCUUCCGCCAGUAUACGGAUUUGAAGCUGAAAAGCUCUUGGUAUUUCCGUUUUUUUUUCUAAACUUCCCGAAACCAACAUUGCGCAAUAGCAUUGUACGCAUUUGGCAGGAGAGUCGCAGAGAGUUGCUGUGAUAAUGCCCAGCUCAAACAGCGUAGCCCCGGAAUGACCUACGCAAUCUUCGUACGCCCAUAGGCUGUAGCAAGUGUCAAUUUUAGAAAACACGAAGCCCCUAAUAACUUUUAAAAAUGGAGCUGUACAGAAAAAAGAUGACUUGAGCUCAAACCAGUCUUACAGAAACAACAUGUCAACAUCGCAACCAAGGUGUAUUUUGUGUAAUAAAUUUCUAAAGUUUGUCCACAGCUCCAUAGGGAUGGUUGGAGGAGGUAAGAUUUAUGACCUAUACUGCAGCCCGUCACCAGAGGGUGCUGUUCUAGGGGUGGCUUCACCUAUUCCAUAUACAGUCUAUGGAAAAAAACUCCACUGGAUUCAACAACCAACUAGGGUUGUUGCUCGCUACCUUGCUUAGGUUGCUAGGCUAGGUAGCUUGUCCAAAUUUCCAAUUCACAGUGAUUAGCUUAAAAAAAAAAACACUUUUAGUCCCUGACAUUAACUCAUGUAAACCUUGUCUCACAAUAACCAGCUUGCUCUACUUGAAGUAAAAGGUUGGAAUUAGUCUGAUCAAGCAUGUCUCACGUACGUCUCAAAGAAAAGAGGGACCAGGCUCACACACCAAGAGCAAAUAAAACAUGAGCGCGCAGAUGUAUCAGGUUCACAGGCUGUGAGCACAGGGGUUAGAUAACACGCUGUCUCUAACACCGUCUUUCUUCCAGGUCUUGACAAGUCGAAGUGAUAAUGAUUCGGACAAAAUGAAAGGCACUUGUUUUUUUUUUUUUUUCCAGUGGAUUUCUUGACAGAAAAUGUCCUUAUGUGGCCCACAUCAAAAUUUGGCAGCUGGUACAUGAAAGUCACCCUGAAAUUCAUAAUCAGAUGGUAACGAGUGGCUGCAGAAUUAAGGCUAAAUGUCAACUGUCAGAUAGAUAUGCAGAAGGAGGCUUAUCUCGCUCACUGAUGAGUAAAAAUAAAUUGAGAGUCUGCCAGGUACUGUAGCUUUCUCCUCCCUUAACUGCUGUUGUCAUUUUCACGAGCACGGAUUAUUUUUCACCUUUUAUUGUGCUUGUUGGACAACUUUGUAUACAACAGAUAGUUCAUAUUUUUUAUUAAAAAUCUGAAGUAUGGCUCAGGCUCGCCAUUUAUCCCUGACUUUCAGCUGCCAUACAAGGUGAAAUCCAUCAUUGAUGAAGCGAGGGCUGACUUCUGCUCGGUCAGAGUCUCAGUGGUUCAUAGUGCAGAGCAGCUAUGAGAUAUAUUCCACCUUGUUUCACAUGCCUACAGGUUAAAACCAGAGUGAAGUUCAAGUUCUCACCUUCAAAAAAAAAACACUGAUGACUGGACUUUUAUAACAGAAGGAGGCAGAAAAACGUACAACUGUUUUUUAUUAUCUGUCAGUGGGUGUAUCUAAUAUCAACUUGAGGCGCAAACAAUGCUAAGGUUGAACAUCGUAGGUUACGCAGCCCUGAAAACACAAGAACUAACAAAUGGAUCAUAUUGACAACGUGGAAUAAAAGAAAGUGGAUUCAUCAAAAUAACAAAACACCAAAAUCUCCUCCAAAUGAGAAGAGAUGUUGAAGCCUUUCCAGCAUGAAGUCAGGUCGAGUUUUUGAAGUUAUCUGGAGGGAAAAGUAGCCAAAACAUUAUAAAUAGAACCAUGUUAUGGAAUAAAAUUUCAUCUUGAGGGGUUACAAACUUGGCUUACAGGCGCUCUGUAUCCAUAUCAAGACCCGACCGUUGCAGCGUAUGAAUGGUUCCCCCUCGAAGGCUUGCAGAGCCCCUUUAAUGCCCAACCGCUCACUAAUGCAGCGCUCUGUCUCUGCACAUCUCCAUCUCUAUUGUGGGUGUACACAACCGCACGGCAUGUUACAAAACAAGACAAAGGGAUUGCAUCAGAGUUCUGCUGUUCAAAAUUAUGCAACCGCCCUCUCAAACACGUCUGAUUUAUUGAUGAAAAGCAAAGUAUCCUGCUGUUAAACACGAGUUGACUCCUGUUCAUUAAAAUAUUUUUCUUGUUUCAUUGUCUUAAAGGGAUUAUAAUGUACAUCAGAUCGGCGGUAAAGGAGGAGACUCGCUUUUUUAUUUUGGUCACAUUUUGGUGACUCUAGGCUGUUUGAGUAUCGACUGAGAUAAUGCUAUUUGAUUGAAGGUUCUCUGAAAUGAAUAUUAGAAGUGACAGUCACCUCAAACAAACUCCGUGCCUUGUCUCACACAGCUCUACAGCAUCCACAGCUGUACUACUGAAAUUAGACUUCCAAGCAGGCCCUGAUUUACAUAUUGAAGAGCAGCUGCACAGGAUUUUGUCGUUGUUUUCACUCCUUUUCUUCCAGGCGUUGCAUUCUGAGACACCCAUACAGUGAAUUCUAUCAUGCUACUUCUUUUUUCCACAGUCCAGGCGUUGCUGCAAGGCUUCUUCGCUGUUGAGAGCUACAGUUUUUUUGACAGCUAAAAUGCUCUUGUUGCAGUGUGUAAUGUUGCCGGGGCUUUCUUCGUACAUUUUUUAACAUGUUCCUUUGCGUGUGUGAUACUUUUGUCUGCUUUUGGCGGGCAACAAGAGAUUGUGAAACCACAAAUCAGGCUGUCAGAGAAACCCAGAGUAGCAAUUCAAUUGUUUUGCAAUAAAGACAACUACAAAAUUUACCAGAGUUGCAGCGGUGUCAGGCAAAAAGAGUCGCUUUAAUGCUGUUUCAUUGGAAAGCUCAAUUUCAUUAUAUUCCUAGGCUGUGUAAAAACAUUGUACUGCUCAAAUUAAAUCAAACUAAUGCAUUCUUUUCAUCACAGGUUUGUGUGUAUCUAUAUUAUAAUGAUUCGGGAACAUAAUCACUCUCACCAAGUCCCACUUAACAACUUGGAGUCCAAUUUGCAGCUCUGUAGCAGAGGCCUUUGUCCUCCGAAAUUGCUCCUAUUAACUUCUGUAUUGCGCUCCUGACUAUCACGUAAAUGCCUUUGUUAGAAAGAAAAAUCUGAGCCUUUGAAGAGAUAAUGGCAUAAGGUUAUGGAAAUGAAUAAACUUCUAAUUAACACUUAAAUGCAUGGAAAGAUUUGAUAAAAAUGGUUCACUUCAUUUAGAAUUGUAGAGUUUUGCUUUUUUUUUUUUGUCUGUUUUUAAGAGAAUGGAGUUCAUCAACAGCAGUGCUUUAAAAAGAGAGAGUUUGUCUUUUCUUUAAGCUGGGGUUGUGUGAGGUACUUCCAAAAAGUAAGUGAAGUGAGGUACCCACAGGGGAUCACAGCCUCUUUAUUGAGAGACCAGGAAGAAAACCAUGAAGGAAGCUCAGCUGAAAUUCACGGCUGAACUUCCUUCAUUGUCAGACAAGAGGACAGUAAACCAAGACCCCCCAAUUGAGACUGUGUCUUAUACACCAGUGCAACUUAUGGAUUAGAUCUUCUUGCUGAUGGCAUUGUUUGUUUUUAUUUGGAAUUCAUUUUUUUAUGUAUUAAUUUACCAUCAUCGAGCCAGUAAACAAAAAGCAUUGAUCUGUUUUCACGAGUGAAGAAAGUGAGGAGCCAAAUUUUUUUUGUCAACUUUGGUGCCCUCUGUGGACAAAGCUGUACGCGUUAAUGCUUUGCUUAACUUCGUAGUGACAAGUCGUAUACAUUUUACUUUGUUAUAAUGUGUUUUAUUCUCUUACCACAGUUUUGUAUUGUUUAUCACUUCUAUUAAGCUGAGAUUAACAAUUAUAAACAUAAACUAUAAGAAAAAAACUCAGUAAUGCUUUCUUUUAUGGUACACUUAUUAACAGGUAAUUAGCUAGUAACAACAUAAAAUUAUCUGGUAAUUACAUGAUAACUACUAAGUCAAUACUGUCUAAUUUUUUUUUUUUUUUUUGUCUGUGCAGCUCCAUUUUCAAAAGCUAUUUGGGGUUCUUAUUUUCUAUGAUUGACACUUGAUACAGCCUAUGGGCGUGCGAAGAUUGUGUAGCGAUACGUUGUUUGAGCCGAGCAUUAUCACUGCGACUCACCCGCCGAAUGUGUACAAUGCUACUGCGCAAGUGGUGGUUCCAGGAAGCGGAGAAAAUCCCGGAAAUACCAGAGCAAUUCGGCUUCAAAUUUGUAUGAUGAUGGAAGGUUACCUACCUGGUAGCUAGACAGUAUUGACUCAGUAGUUAUCAUGUAAUCACCAGAUAAUUUCAUGUUAUUACUAAGUAAUUACCUGUUAAUUACCUGGUAAUAAGUGUACCAUAAAAGAAAGCGUUACCCAAAACUCUAAUCGUAAAUGAAAGCAUAGUCAAAAACUGUUUGCUUAGUUUACGAUAAACACUCAACUUAAACACUUGUUGUGAGACUCAGUUGCCACCGAAAUCACUCUUGGCUGCCCCCUAGUGACUUGGAGGAGCAUUACCCUUCAACUCAAGCUAUUGCUCUUACACCGUCGUUCAUUAUGCUGUAUCGUAACAGUCAAACACAACACUUGCUGUGCUCUAAUUUUCUUUUUUAUAGGUCUCAGUAUUGUUUCCGAACCAGCUUAGUCCUCAGACUGGAGCUCUGAGAAAGCUCUAUAAUGGCUCGUGAAUGCGUCUCAUUUUUAAAGAUUUACUGACAUUAUCAGUCAUUGCAGAUCUUGACGUUUGGAUGGAUAAGGCUUUAAUGAAUGUUUAAAUCAUUGCCUGUCUGCUGAAUAAUGUACAGAAGGAGAUUAGAGUUCUUCAUUAGAUAUGCUAUGAUGUGCGCUUACGAGACAUUAUGUCCAAAGGCAAAAGAUGUAAAUGGAUAAUUGCAACCAUGCAACUGAUGUAUUGCCUGAAAUGAAUUCUGCUUAACAAAUUAAUCUUUCAGUGAUCCAAAAAAAAAAAUUCAUCUUCAUCAUUUUCAUUUCUCUCUGUCUAAUAUGCGGCUCUAUACUUAAAGAGCAGUGUUUGACUCUCCCAGAGAGUGAUUGAUGCUUUUCUGUAGCCUGUGCGCUCUUCUCUGGCUGCAAAGAUAAACUCAUUUAAGAGUGAAAGGAAGUCCUGCUCUCACAGGUGCCGACAAGGUCAAGACCUCUACUCAGGGUCCAGAGCGUGGACACUCCGAAGUCACAGCUUGAGUCAGAAUCUAAUAAAUGAUCCUUCAGGUAGAACGGUGAGGCAGAGAGGCUAAGUGUGCGUACCGUAGAAGUGCCUCAAGGACGGCAGAAGGGAAGCUCAGAUGGGCUCCCGAAAGCACAUGAUGAUGGGACUUUCAUUGUUAAAAUGUCAUAUAGAGGCAAUUUGAUGUGCGGGGCUGCAGUAGUGGGAUGCAGGGUGUAAUGGCAUGUGUUGUCAUGACCGUGUGCCUUUAUGGUCUUCGCCCCAGGGAAUGGAUGGAUGUGCUCAGCCCACCUAUUAUGCCUCACAGCCAGCAGAGAAGGUCAGGCAGCUUGUGGAACAAUCCAGGAAACUUAAUCGCAGGUAUGGUAACCUCAGUUUUAGUGUUUUGUUUUUUUUUUCCCUCCCCAGAAAAACAACACAAUGCUUCAACACCGACCACACUAAUUGUGUGAAAGCAGAGCACCAAAGGAAACAUUCGCUGGUGUCAAGGCUUACAUUCUUCAUCUCCACUCAGCGUGGAGGGAAAAGCAUGAGAAACUGUAUCUAAUUAAGAGUAAAAACCCAGGAGAGUGGAGCUCUCUGUCCUCCACCUAACUCCAUAGGUCAAAAGAGACAGGCUCAUUACAGGUCUGUACCCCCCAGACACAUCGACGAGGUUAAUUGACGAAACCUUUGCAGUUUACAACAUCAUUUUUUAAACCUCUCGCACAAUGUGUCUUAUAAUUAGUUUUCAUUAUCGUCGCCAAAGUUCUGAUAAGAUAAAAUGUUCCUCCUGGAGCAUCCAGUAACCUUUUGAGCAUUUAACUGCCUGUCAAUUUAACAGCUAAAUUCUUGUGCUUUAAAGUAGCAGGGAUUACAGGGAAUCUCUUUACAGCUUCAUAAUGUGGUACCGGGCUCUGGGUGUCUCAGGUCUUGAUUGAUGAGAGAAAAAAAUGGCAGUGGCAGAAAACUUUUAAAACCCACCGGAGUCUGAAGGUUACCUUGCCAUCCAGGCUUUUGAUUUUAUUCCAGCAGUUGAGAGUGGGCCCUUCUUCACGGCUACCCUGAGUUUACCACUGAGUAUUCUAAAAGUAACAUAUAUACAUGUAUGUACAGUAAAAAUAUACAUAUACCGCACAUAUGUAUAGUUUGCAGAAUUGGGAAUAUCGGCAACAACUACAACAGAUUUUAGACUGACACAUUCUCCUGCUUACACUGCAAAAAAGGAAUUUCAAGAAAGGAAAACAGCCUUGUAUUAAGGAAAUAAGUCUUAUUUUUUGUACUAAAAGAAUAUUUAUCUUGUCAAGCAUGUUUGGUAUUAGAAAAAUUAUCUCAUUUUAAGAGAAAAUGGCUAACUUUUUCUUGAUAAGAUUUUCCAGCUAAUUUUGAGAUAGAGUGAACCGGAAAUAGAGUACAAAAAUAAAAUAAUACAAUAAAAUCCAGCAGAGCAAUUCAUCUCAUUCUAAGAGUAAAGGUCCUUACACAACGGGAACAACGCAAACAUACGACGCAAAAUUACAAAAUAUUCAGAGGCAAAUUUUGACGCGCCUGAAUAUACAUAUAAAGUGCGAUGCGAUUUUGCGACUUUCCGGGGGGAAAAAAGACACAUCCCGGGUGGAAGCGAGAAGACUGACACAACACCAGACUGAGUGUUUUUCAGACACUAGUGUUGAGAUGUCAUGAAAGACAUAAUUUUAAGAAAUUAUGUCUUAUUUGAACUACUUUCAUGCUCAUUAAUAAUCCUAGAUUAAGGUGUAUUUUCUUGAAGUUCAUUUAUUCAAGAGACUAAAACUCUAAUUAUAAGUAACUUUAUCUUCGUUUUUCAUUUUUCAGAAAAAAUUAGAUUAAUAUAAGAUUUUCUGUCUAGUUUGAAGUUUCAUUUGAGUCUGUCAGGGCCAAGAAAUUUGUUCUUAUUUUGAGAAUUCUUGUCAAGCAAAAACAGCUUACCCCAUUGGCAGAUUUUUUUGCUUGAUACAAGAUUUUUUGAGUAAUUGUAAGAAUAUUUUGGGCUGUUUUUGCAGUGUACUUUCCUAUCAGUUGGUGAUAGUGACCUUGUAAGACAAGAAGAUACGGCUGUGCAUGCGACACGUGAACUAUCUUUACCGUAAAAAACAUCAAAACAAACAUCUUCAUUUUUUUUUCUUUGUCUUUAUUAAUCAGUGCUUUAUGCAGCCACUCAGGAACACAUAUGUUACUUGUUUGUUCAUUCAGUGCUAUGAUAUAAACAUGUCAGCCUCCAUGGAAGGGAUUCUGCUUCUGUGAUGAAAGAAAAAGCUCAAUCUAAGUUAUACAAUAAUUAAAAUAUUCUUACAAAUGUCAUAUUUUACUCUUACCUAGAUUUAUUUAUUUUUUUACUGUAUUCUACUACAAACUACACCGCCCCUUUAACAGAUUUUUCUAAUUGUUUCUGCGCUUUUCUUGCGUUAUUACAGGAGGGGAAGAGUUGCUGAAUGACGAGGAGAACGAGGAAGAGUAUUUGAAUCUUCUCUAUGAUCCCUGCUUGAACUGCUAUUUCGAUCCAAAAACAGGGAAGUACUACGAGCUAGCUUGA